Molecule: messenger RNA, 6332 nt
Organism: Pseudoliparis swirei
Lineage: Eukaryota; Metazoa; Chordata; Actinopteri; Perciformes; Liparidae
Product: gastrula zinc finger protein XlCGF57.1-like
Exons: 2
Coding region: 274-1566 (430 amino acids)
Biological process (GO): regulation of transcription by RNA polymerase II
Cellular component (GO): nucleus
Molecular function (GO): DNA-binding transcription factor activity, RNA polymerase II-specific; RNA polymerase II cis-regulatory region sequence-specific DNA binding
Source: RefSeq, a predicted model, not a curated record
UCGCAGAGACUAUUCCAAACUAACCCGUGUGUGUCCUCGACCCUCCAUGUCCACCUGAACCUGUCCGAGUGGACGCGGCGUGGUUUGUUUCUUCCGGAUCGUCUCCCGGUGUCCUCCGGAGCUCAUGACGUCAGCGUGCUAGCCGCGAGGAGACGGACACGAGUUCAGGACUGACUGCGGCUGCGUGAGAGAUAUCUGGGCUGUUUGAAAGCACGAGAGCGUGAGGGGGAACUUUCUAGUUUGAAAGAGGAGCACGAGCGCCAACGGAAACUAAUGGACGCUGUUUUCAACCCGGAAGUCCGGUUACAACGAGCAGACGUUCGGCAGAUGACGGUGAUUAAAGAAGAAGUUCUCCCUGAGCGACAGGACUGGAGCUCCAGUCUCAACCAGGAAGACCCAGAGCCACCACACAUUAAAGAAGAACAGGAAGACCCAGAACCCAAACACAUUAAAGAGGAACAGGAGGACCCAGAACCCAAACACAUUAAAGAGGAACAGGAGGAACUCAGGAUCAGCCAGGAAGGAGAGCAGCUUCAAGAGCUGGAGGAGGCUGGUAUCAAGUUCUCAUUCACUCCUGUGAAGAGUCGAGAUGAUGAAGAGGAAGCUCAGUUCUCAAAUUCCACAAAGACUGACUAUAGAGGGGCAGACCAUUUGAAAACAGAAGCAGAUGGAGAGGAAGUCGGAUCCAGAUCAGAUCCGGAUAGUCCUUUACAAUCAACUUCUGAUGACACUUCACAAUCCUCUGAAUGUGAGACUGAUAACAGUGACGAUUGGCAGGAGACUUUACAACCAACUUCUGAUGACACUUCACAAUCCUCUGAAUGUGAGAUGGAUGAUACUGACAAUUGGAAGGAGAAUCAGGAAACUCAGUCACAUUUAAACCCUUUGCAAAAUAAUGAAGUACCUGUAAGUGACAUCAACCGUAAAACUGGAAAAACAUCAGUCAGCGCCGCUGAACGUGCUGGAAGCUUUGGCCACAAGAGACUGCCGAAGGGACAUUCUGGAGCUGAAACAGGAGUGAAACCAUUCAGGUGUUCAGUUUGUGGUAAAACAUUCAGACUAGCGAGCCUUCUAAAAGGACACUUAACUGUCCACACAGGGGAGAAACCGUUCAGUUGUUCAGUUUGUGGUAAAACAUUUAGGCAACUGCAAAAUCUGAAAAGACACUCAACUGUCCACACAGGGGAGAAAGGGUUCAGUUGUUCAGUUUGUGGUAAAACAUUCAGACAAGCGCAAGCUCUCAAAGGACACUCUACUGUCCACACAGGGGAGAAAGGGUUCAGUUGUUCAGUUUGUGGUAAAACAUUCAGACUAGCGCAAGUUCUGAAAAGACACUCAACUGUCCACACAGCGGAGAAACGGUUCAGUUGUUCAGUCUGUGGUAAAACAUUCGGACUUGCGAGCCGUCUAAAAGGACACUUAACCGUCCACACAGGGGAGAGAGGGUUCAGUUGUUCAGUUUGUGGUAAAACAUUCAGAAUAGCGCAAGCUCUGAAAAGACACUCAGUUGUCCACACAGCGGAGAAACUACACAGUUGUUCAGUUUGUGGUAAAACAUUCAAAUGAGCGCAAAAUCUGAAACUACACUCAGUUGUCCACACAAGAAAAACUAAAUAGUCGUUCAGUUUUCUAGAAAAGAUUCUCUCUUCUCUGAUUUAAAAAAAAUCAUACUUGUAUUGAUGAGAUCAUCAUAAAUAAAUGAGAUGUGGUUAAAUACUUAAAAAACUGGAAUGGUUGAUACUAGGGCUGCAACAACGAAUCGAUAAAAAUUAAUUCUUAAAAUAGUUGGCAACGAAUUUCAUUAUCGAUUCGUUGUGUCGCGCGAUUAUUACGGCGCUCAAUAAGUCACGGAGUAUAAACAAAGUUGAGUUGAGCGCAGAGUGGCGCAGGAGAAACAAGAGCGGAGCGGAGGGAGAGACCAUAAUGCUGCGUUGUGAGAGCCAAUCAGCGCUGAGCUGCUCCUCCGUUAGUGAAUCUAAUUGGCUGCUGCUGCUCACGUGGCGCUGGAUGCGGAAGUCAUUCACGUCGUCGGAGACAUUCACGGAGCUGAGUGUGCUUCCGGGUGACGUUAUGACCAGUGGCGGCUGGUGAAAUUUUUUUGGGGGGGGGCGCAGUUGGGCGACGCGGUUUAAAUAGCACUCAACAAUGAGAAGAAAAGAGGUUUUGAGUAGAAUAUUGUAAAAAACAAAGCUUUAUUUCAAGAACACAGCGUGCUCAACACUGUCCAAUAACAACUAUCAACACACUAACUUUGGGCAUGAGAGGUUCAGAGCAGCUUUAAGAAACAUUGGGCUGGGUUUCAGAGGUUUGCAAAAUAAAAGUGUUUCACCCUCACAUGAAAGAGGUUCAGAGCAGAUGUAACUGAUGUGGAACGGGCAUGGAAGAAGUCGGCUCAGAUGGUGGAUUUUCCCAGCACUUAUUUAUUCUGCAGAAGACAACAGAACACACACAUUUGCCUUCUGAUCUGUCUCUGCACUUCCACUUCCCUCAGCAAUAUAAAACCAUUGUCCAUGGAAGACAGGACCACAUUAAAUCUAAAUAAUAACAAUUCUCAUCAAAAACCAUGACAUGUAACAUACAAGGGGAAAACAGAGACCCCUAAUGGACAAAAUAAAUAACUACAUGAGCUAGAGUCAUUUCAGCAGAAACAGCGAAAAUUCUAACUUUGAACAAAAGGGAAAUACAUACCUGCAGAAGACAACAGAACACACACAUUUGCCUUCUGAUCUGUCUCUGCACUUCCACUUCCUAUACACGCAAAACAACACAAUUUACACAAGGAAAAUAUACGUCGGGGCGACCGGAUGUAGCUAAACAAACGUUGCCAAAGUGGCUCAAUGAGCCCGCCACCAAACGUAUAUGUUGACGGUCUAAAUGACACGACAGCUGGACGCCGUGAUCGUAUUAGCGACCAUUACUGUAUGUAACAUAAACGGUUAAUUUGUAUUAAAGAAUAUAGCCAAAAUAGUGCGACAACGUUUAUCACUCAACUCACCUUCAGCAAUAUAAAACCAUUGUGAGCAGGGUUGCCAGGUCUGUGUGACAAAACCAGCCCAAUGGCCAAUCGAAACCAGCCCAAAAACCAGCCCAAUAUCAGAACUCAAAAUAUGCCCGUGCCAAACCAUAUACACUGCUUUUAAAGUCCAACAGCAUUGCUAUCAUUGCCAAAUGUAUUGUAAUAUCUACAAAGUAACAACAUAUGUUUAGUUUGCCAGCAUUAAAAGCAGUUUUCCCUCAAGUUAUUUCACCUAGGUCCUAAAAUGGCCUUGUGUAAUUAGAUACAGUAUAUUAUCAUAAAUAAAAUGUGUGUACGUGCUGAUCUGGAGUCAGUUUGGUAGGAUUUGGGUAUGAAUAAAUUAUUUCAUUUAAAAUAUGGAUUUUUAUUUAAAGAUAUUCAUGUAAUUUGCAUGCAAAAUAGGUCUACCCGAACCAAGGACAAAAAAUUCAACCCGCGCAACACUUCAAAAGUUGCCCGAUUCCGCAGGAAAACCGCGGACCUGGCAACACUGCUCUAUGGGCUGAGGGAACAUACGGGUCUCUGAUCUGCCAUAGUCCAAUCACGGCGCACAUUUUUGCGACCCAAGAUUCACGGUUUCAUCCGCCAAUGAGAAGCCGUCAUUGCCAAAACGACUGAAAUGUUGUAUCGAUGCCGUACACACACGUUAGAUCGCCUCCAAAAAGGGGAGGGGCUUCUCUCCGUGAUAAUGGCGAUAUAUUAUAUUUUUUCACAUUAACUUAAGUGGUUGUUGACAGGGGCUUACGGUCUCCCACACACAUUUAGCGCGUCAACACGGUAUAUUUACUAUUUAAAUGAUUUGGCAUAUAAUGUUUUUUGACAGGAUCUUUAUUUAUUUUUUUCUUCUUUUUUUUUUCAUCUCAAAAUUUUAAGAGGGGCGGCGCCCUAGCGCCCCCUAUGGACGAACCGCCGCUGGUUAUGACCCCAGACACCAGAGCGCUACAAGUCACGACGUGUGUGGCAUUUCCACAAGAGGAUAACGUAGAAAACGUGGUUAUUUAUUCCGUGGCGGAUAGCGGAAAAUAUUUUUCCACGGAGAUAAGCCACGACGCCACUCGCUGUGAGCGCUGCGCGUGCAGACAACAUUUAACGGAGCGGAGCAGCGCGUGCGCUCUGAUCGCUCUUUUAACCCUCCUGUUAUGUUCGUUUCUUACAUACAGCCGUGAUGUUCCCGGGUCAAUUUGACCCGGUUAAUGUUGAAUCAUCCAAAAGUGGUCAGAAAUCCAAAAAUUCUAAAAACUAUAGUUUGUACAUCAUCACCAACAACAUUACUAACAAUUAAAUCAGUUUUUAGUGGAAUUGAGUUAUUUACCCCUCCAUAGAUCAGAGUUCAAUCAGGAGCACUCACUCGUUUUAAUGAAAAAUACAUGUUCAAACUAUUUUUUAGGAACAUUGAAAGAAUCUAAAUCUAAAUUGCAUUAGUCUACCAUAACAUGUAUUUUCUCCUAAAUUUUAUUUGUAUUUUGUCCGGUUUUUUUUUUCAUGGGGUGAUGUAGAUAAAUAGAGAUGAGACACCUGUGCUGUUCAGGGUCAUAAUGACCCGCCCACUAAAAAUCAAGCCAAAUGAGUCAAAAAGGAUUUGUAUUGAAAGUAAACGUUAGUUAUGUUUAUUUUUAGUGUUAAGAUGCAGAAAUUAUAUGAUAAAAGAUGACCAAAGGCCAGCACACAGUCAUCCUCUUGGUGCAUUCGUAUGUAUCUGCAGAGUGUAAUGUUGUAGGACUUCUCCGCAACCAUUUUGUAUGUUUGGCCCUCCCCUGCUAAGGCGUGCGUGGAGUUUUCCCACAGGGAAAAAUAAAGGUUCCCGUCAAAAUAGUUUCUGUAUUUCUCGACACAGGUGGGGUCGUUAGAAAGAGAAUGUGUGUGGGUCUGAGAUUGGGAUGAGACAGGGUGUGUGUCUCUCCCAGUCAGACAGAAAGUAUAUUAGAAGUACUAUACGACAUAUUUAUUCGUUGAGACAUGAAAGAAACCCUCACAUUAGUGUCCCAUGUCCAAUAAAGGUGUAUUUAGGGGGAAAGUUAGAAGAUGAUAAACAUUGUUUAGUCUGUAAAGUGUGCUUCUCAUGUCGGGUGAUGGGCACACAGCAGGAUAGAGAUGGUUCCCAUAACAACCACCUGAUUCUUUUGUUUGAAGUUUGAAAUGUGUACAACUUUAUAUAUGGGGUUGUGAACGGGGUGUGUGUGCUGAUAUGUGUGUUUGUGUGUGUGCUGAUAUGUUUGUUUGUGUGUGUGCUGGUGUCUGUGCGUGCAUGUGUUAGUGUGUCGGUGUGUGUAUGUGUUGGUGUGAGUGUGUGUGUUGAAACUUGGUGGGAGGGAGUAAGAAAGACUGCCCUACAUUUACAAAGAAAGAAAUAGUCUAAACGUGACUCUUCUGAUGACUUUUAGCCUUCACUUUCACAGCCGGGUCAAAUUGACCCGGGAACAUCAUCUCUGUUAUAUAAACCUGCAGGGGGGGGUUGCAAAUACAUGAUAUUUUUUUUGUAUAUUUUUUUACGUUGAUUACACUAAAUAAGGUAAGCAGAAGAAGUUUUAUACAGAAAGAGUACUUAGAAGUAUUUUUCCUAGAUUUUCAAACUUUGAAACGGGUCAAUUUGACCCGCAACAUAACAGGAGGGUUAAUGAAGUAUCGAUACUAAAUAUGCUAAAUCGCAUCGUUUUUAACGUACGGGUACUUUGUUAGUAUCGCUACACCGUGCAGCGUGACAGCAGCAGAUGUAGCGGACUAACAUUCAAGCUAACCUGACUUCCCAAACGCUGUCGACAUCUGAACGCUGAUUGGCCGAGACUCCACACGUCCAUCAAAGAUGUUUUAUUGCGAAGAGCACCACUUCACAUUUUUUCCGCGUCUCACUGCAAUCUCAACGGCAGCGGGCCAGGUGAAAAAAAUAAUAACUCGGAACGCGUCUCUGAUAUUGUUCAGGGGGCCGGUCCAAAUGGGGACCACUGCUCAGGAGAGGAAAGCUGUCAGUCUGUUUGUGACGGUUCUUCCACAUGCUGACCAGUGGAUCUCCAGGACCUUUCCAUGACUUUAAACCACAUUUCCAUGAUUAAACAUGUUGUGAAAACUCUGUCUAUACGUGACAAAGUGAGAAUAUGUAGUAUUUAAACUAACAAUGAGAAUUCCAAAGCAUACCGUAUAUAUACCGUGUAAAUUAAAAUUUGAAUAAAACAAAUUUGCAUUACUUUUCCAAAUAUUUUGGGAUUUUAUUUUUUUCAAUUGCUUUUCUAGUCCUGCUAAUAGCCAUUUAAAAAUUCCAUGACUUUUCCAGGUUUUCCAUGACCGUACGGACUCUGUUUUGAAUAAAGGGUUGAAAAUUAAA